Messenger RNA from Juglans microcarpa x Juglans regia, 5334 nucleotides. RefSeq names its product chromatin-remodeling ATPase INO80-like. Gene Ontology annotation, cellular component: Ino80 complex. Bases 425 to 4972 code for a protein of 1515 amino acids. Gene Ontology annotation, molecular function: DNA binding; ATP hydrolysis activity; histone binding. Lineage: Eukaryota; Viridiplantae; Streptophyta; Magnoliopsida; Fagales; Juglandaceae. Gene Ontology annotation, biological process: DNA repair. The record is from RefSeq and is a predicted model, not a curated record. The transcript is spliced from 23 exons.
GUCUCGCUCUGGCCAACAAAUAUCGAAAUUAAUUUAAAAAGAGAAAUAAAUAAAAAGAAUUUAGGAAACCACGAAGUAGCGCACGUUAACGAAUGUCACCCACUUUGUGCACGUUAGCAACCUGCGAUGCCACCUGCACCCUGUGUAUCUACGAUCACUCUCUCUUCCUCACCUUACCCUACGCACCCCACAUUCCUUUCCCUUUCCCGUGUCCUUUCAGGACUGCUCUAGGGUUAGGGCUUUAUUAUUCUUUUUAUCUCUCAAUCGACCAAUUCUCCAUGCUCUUCGGAGAGCUAGGGUUUCGUCUCCUACGGUCAGCUUUGGAGCCUAUUCGCGCCAACGCACAUGGACCACGGGAGGCAAUCGAAGGACUCACUCUGCUACUCCAAUCUCUUCAAUCUUGAGGUUUUUCGUAUAGUCUUUGAUGAACUUUCAACUUCCUCAACAAGAUGAUGAUUUUGAUUAUUAUGGAAAUAGUAGUCAGGACGAGAGCAGAGGUAGCCAAGGCGGGACAAUUAUGAAGCACGGUAAUGGGCCUAUGCGUGAAAGGGAAUCAAUAAAGAGAAGGAAGCGGUCUGAAAACAGUGACGACGAGGAUGAGGAAAGUUAUUAUGGGACACGUGUUACAGAGGACAGGUAUCGAUCAAUGCUUGGAGAACAUGUUCAGAAGUACAAGAGGAGGGUGAAGGAUUCCUCAGCAAGUCCUGCACCAACCAGGAUGGGAGUUCCACUUCCGAGGAGUAAUUUGGGCUCAAAAGCUAGGAAGCUGGGGAAUGAGCACCGAGGAGGAUUUAAUGAAGUGGAAACCAUAUCAGACUGGCUCAAUGAUAUUAAUCGUCAAAAACAAGAGAACUAUCAUGAAACAGAUUUUGCACCUCUCAAUGGCAGUGAAAGAACAACAUAUGAACCGGCUUUUUUAGAUAUUGGGGAUGGUAUCACAUAUAAGAUUCCUCCUACUUAUGAUAAGUCAGCAGCGUCACUGAACUUGCCAAGCUUCUCAGAUUUCCAGGUGGAGGAUUUUUACUUAAAGGGUACAUUGGAUUUGGGGUCCUUAGCAGCAAUGAUGGCUAAUAAUAAAAGGCUUGGACCUAGAAGCUGGGCAGGAAUGGGGGAGCCUCAGCUCCAGUAUGAAUCACUUCAUGCGAGAUUGAAGGCCUUGUCAGCUUCUAAAUUGCCCCACAAGUUCAGUCUCAAAGUAUCCGAUAUCGGGUUGCAUUCCUUCAUCCCAGAAGGGGCAGCUGGAAACAUAAAGCGUUCUAUUUUGUCAGAGGGUGGUGUUUUGCAGGUUUACUACGUGAAGGUUUUGGAGAAAGGAGACACAUAUGAGAUCAUUGAACGGGCUCUGCCCAAGAAGACAAAGCUAAAGAAAGACCCUUCUGUGAUUGAGGAGGAAGAAAAGGAGAAGAUUGGAAAAGUUUGGGUAAACAUUGUAAGAAGAGACAUACCGAAGCAUCAUAGGAUUUUUACAGCUUUACAUCGAAAGCAAUUAAUUGAUGCCAAGAGGUUCUCUGAGAACUGUCAAAGAGAGGUGAAAAUGAAGGUGAGUCGAUCGCUUAAACUGAUGAGGGGUGCUGCCAUUCGCACAAGGAAAUUAGCUAGAGAUAUGCUGCUGUAUUGGAAGCGAGUAGAUAAAGAGAUGGCAGAAGUAAGGAAAAGAGAGGAGAGAGAAGCUGCUGAAGCUUUGAGGCGUGAACAGGAGCUUCGAGAAGCAAAGAGACAACAACAAAGGCUCAAUUUUCUUAUUCAACAAACAGAACUUUACAGUCAUUUUAUGCAAAAAAAGUCAAAUUCACAGCCCUCUGAAGCUUUGCCUGUGGGAGGUGAAAAAUUAAACGACCAAGAAGUGGUUUUGAGCUCUUCAGAUGCGGAGCCUGAUGAGGAAGAAGACCUUGAGGAGGCUGAAUUGAAGAAGGAGGCUUUUAGAGCUGCUCAAGAUGCGGUCUCUAAGCAGAAAAAGUUAACAAGUACCUUUGAUAGUGAAUGCUCGAGGCUGCGACAAGCUGCUGAAUCUGAGGUUGCAGGAGCUAGUAACAUUGAUCUACAUAAUCCUUCCACCAUGCCUGUAACAUCGACAGUUCAGACACCCCGGAUGUUUAAAGGCUUCCUUAAAGAAUAUCAGCUAAAAGGUCUUCAGUGGCUGGUUAAUUGUUACGAGCAGGGAUUAAAUGGUAUACUUGCUGAUGAGAUGGGACUCGGAAAGACCAUUCAGGCCAUGGCGUUUUUGGCUCAUUUGGCUGAGGAGAAAAAUAUAUGGGGGCCUUUUUUGGUUGUUGCACCUGCUUCUGUGUUGAACAACUGGAAUGAUGAAGUUAGUCGUUUCUGCCCUGACAUGAAAACUCUUCCGUAUUGGGGUGGGCUUCAAGAUCGAACCAUUCUUAGGAAAAGGAUCAAACCUAAGGAUCUGUACCGCAGGGAAGCAGGAUUUCACAUUCUCAUCACCAGCUACCAGCUGCUAGUGUCUGAUGAGAAGUAUUUUCGGCGUGUGAAAUGGCAAUACAUGGUGUUAGAUGAAGCCCAGGCAAUUAAAAGUUCGAACAGUAUAAGAUGGAAGACACUUCUCAGUUUCAAUUGUCGGAACCGCUUGCUGCUAACGGGCACCCCCAUCCAGAAUAAUAUGGCGGAGUUGUGGGCCCUUUUACAUUUCAUUAUGCCCACCUUAUUUGACAGUCAUGAACAGUUCAAUGAGUGGUUUUCAAAAGGAAUCGAGAGCCAUGCUGAGCAUGGGGGAACUUUGAAUGAGCACCAGCUUAACAGAUUGCAUUCGAUUCUAAAGCCAUUUAUGCUGCGAAGAGUUAAAACAGAUGUGGUUUCUGAGUUGACUAGUAAAACCGAGGUUACAGUGCAUUGCAAAUUGAGUUCUCGGCAGCAAGCUUUUUAUCAAGCUAUUAAGAACAAGAUAUCUCUUGCUGAGUUGUUUGAUGGCCAUCGCGGGCAUCUUAAUGAGAAGAAAAUUCUAAAUUUGAUGAAUAUUGUCAUUCAGCUGAGAAAGGUGUGUAAUCAUCCAGAGUUGUUUGAGAGGAAUGAGGGAAGCACAUACCUCCACUUUGGGAAGAUCCCAAAUUCUCUUUUGCCCCCUCCCUUUGGGGAGUUGGAGGACAUACAUUAUGCAGGAGGUCACAAUCCUAUAACAUACAAGAUACCGAAACUAGUUCAUCUAGAAAGUGCCCAUGGUUCUGAAACUCUUUGCUUGGAAGUUGGGCAUGCUGUCUCCGGUGAAUCUUAUCAGAAACACUUUAAUAUGUUCUCCCCAGAAAAUGUUUAUCGAUCCAUAUUCCUGCAGGAGGAUAAUUUAAAUGGAUUGUCUGUUAGAAGUGGAACUUUUGGUUUUACACGUUUGAUGGACUUGUCGCCAUCGGAGGUUACAUUUUUGGCUAGUGGUUCUUUUAUGGAGCAACUUCUGUUUUCUGUAAUGAGAUGGGACCGAAAAUUCCUGGAUGGAAUCAUAGAUUUACUUAUGGAAACCAUGGAUGAUGACCCUGAAUGCAGUUACCUCAAGAAGGGGGAUAUGAGAGCUGUGACGCGGAUGUUAUUGAUGCCAUCAAGAUCUGAGAAUAACUUACUUCGAAGUAAAUAUGCUACGGGGCCUGCAGAUGCUCCAUUUGAGGCUUUAGUUAUCCCUCAUCAGGACAGGCUUUUAUAUAAUUCUAGGCUACUUCACUCAGCAUACACAUUUAUCCCGCGAAUUAGAGCUCCUCCAAUUGAUGCCCACUGCUCAGACAGAAACUUUGCUUACAAAAUGUCUGAAGAACUACAUGAUCCCUGGAUAAAAAGGUUAUUUACUGGGUUUGCACGGACGUCUGAAUUUAAUGGACCCAGAAAGCCUGAUGGUCGUCCUCAUAAUUUAAUUCAAGAGAUUGAUUCCGAAUUACCAGUUUCACAACCUGCUCUUCAGCUGACAUACAAGAUUUUUGGGUCUUCUCCCCCGAUACGAAGCUUUGACCCAGCAAAGUUACUCACCGACUCUGGGAAGCUUCAAACACUUGAUAUACUGUUGAAACGUCUCCGUGCCGAAAAUCAUCGAGUUCUCUUGUUUGCCCAAAUGACAAAGAUGCUGAAUAUUCUUGAGGACUACAUGAACUAUCGGAAAUAUAGAUAUCUUAGACUUGAUGGAUCCUCAACUAUAACUGAUCGACGAGACAUGGUCAGAGACUUCCAGCAUCGGAGUGAUAUUUUUGUCUUCUUAUUGAGUACAAGAGCUGGUGGACUGGGCAUUAACUUGACAGCUGCUGACACUGUCAUAUUUUAUGAAAGUGAUUGGAAUCCUACUUUGGAUUUACAAGCAAUGGAUAGAGCUCACCGGCUGGGUCAGACAAAAGAUGUUACUGUCUACCGACUUAUUUGUAAAGAGACAGUUGAAGAGAAGAUUCUUCAAAGAGCAAGUCAGAAAAAUACAGUGCAGCAGCUUGUUAUGAUGGGUGGUCAUGUUCAGGGUGAUCUCUUGGCUCCUGAGGAUGUUGUAUCUCUACUUUUGGAUGAUGCCCAGUUGGAGCAGAAAUUGAGAGAAAUUCCGUUGCAGGUUAAGGAUAGGCAAAAGAAAAAAAAUUCGACAAAGGGUAUACUGGUAGAUGCAGAAGGUGAUGCUUCUUUGGAAGAUCUAACAAACGUUGAAUCUCAGGGUACAGGAUAUGAGCCAUCUCCUGAUCCUGAGAGAGCAAAAUCUAGUAACAAAAAGAGAAAGGCUGCUUCAGACAAACAAGCACUGCCCAGGUCAAGGAAUUCUCAAAAGAUGACUUUAGCAAUGGACGAGGAGUUGGAUGAUUCCCUUCAAAAUCCUGAUCUGCAGGCACAGAGACCCAAGAGGCCUAAGAGGCCAACAAAGAGCGUAAAUGAAACUCUUGAACCAGCAUUUACUGGCACGCCCACGGGUGUUUCAGAGCAAACCCAUUAUCCAUCCAUGAGCGAGUUAGGUUCUGGUGUUUUCAGACCAGAAGCAGAGCAAGAUAUCUCGAAGCAUGGAGACUCGUUUCCAUGAUAUUUGGAAGUAAAGAGAGACUUCAUUAAUUGAUCAGGCCGUUGUUCUGUUCAAUUAGUAAUUACAAGGGUCCACCAGAGAUGCGGAAUUCUUUUUCCUGGUCCAUCCAUGGGUGCUAGAUAAUAGAAGCAACUGGAAAGCAAGUGGAGCCGAAUGAUGGUUUGUAUAUAUUGUGAGGAAUUAGUUCUACAUUCCCUUGCUGCGCGCACAAGCGGAUCAGUAUGUACAGAUGCGUUAUCCUCUCUCCUUCAUUAUUUUGGCUGCACAAACUACAUAUUCUUGAUUUUGCAAGUAAGCCUCAAUUGAAAAAUGUCGUAGGUUAGGAAAGUUAUUUCAAUGACAAAAUCUCAUACCCUUUCUUU